Molecule: messenger RNA, 1505 nt
Organism: Onychostoma macrolepis
Lineage: Eukaryota; Metazoa; Chordata; Actinopteri; Cypriniformes; Cyprinidae
Product: gastrula zinc finger protein XlCGF7.1-like
Exons: 1
Coding region: 610-1284 (224 amino acids)
Biological process (GO): regulation of transcription by RNA polymerase II
Cellular component (GO): PcG protein complex; transcription regulator complex
Molecular function (GO): RNA polymerase II cis-regulatory region sequence-specific DNA binding; DNA-binding transcription factor activity, RNA polymerase II-specific
Source: RefSeq, a predicted model, not a curated record
CAAGUGGUUUUAAUUUUAGAUUUGUUGUAAUAGGUAAAAUCUUUAGAGCUCAACAGGAUGACAUAAUCACAUAAUCUAACUUAAAUGAUUCCAUUGUAUUCAAGCCCUUAUCUGGGACAGCUGAAAUUUAGCCCUGAAGCAAUCAUACUGCUUGUAGAUGUUACUACACUUCGAGCUGAGUUAACCUGUGGCAAAUUCUAUUGAAUAGGUAUGAUUUGGAAAGGCACACACAAUAAAAGUUUUCCAAACAGUUGAAAAUGCAUAUUUAAUAGUUCUCCCUAUAGAAACUUGGGAUUUGUGCCUAUAAUGCUUUAAAAAUCAAUCAAGAUCAAUGUACCUCAUUCAUGGAAAGUUUCAGGGACAUAAAAUUGCUUAAAAACAUACAAUGAACAAAAUUCUGUAUAUAAAUGAUCUGCUUUACACUGUUACUGUUACAUACACUUUUAUGUUUUUCACACUUCUGUUACUGACAAAUGAACUGUUUUUACUUUAAUUUCAGAGUUGAUUGAGGAAAAUGAGAAUGAAUUGAGUGAAGUUGAGGAGAAAAAUCAUGUGAAAACUGGAGAAAAACCUUUGAGUAAACAGAAAGUUUUAAAGAAAAGAAGGGCCAUGAAAUCUUUCACCUGCACUCAGUGUGGAAAGAGUUUCACAUACAAAUGUGAUCUUAAGCUUCACAUGAGAGUUCAUACUGGAGAGAAACCGUUCACUUGUGAUCAGUGCGGGAAGAGUUUCACACAAUCAGCAAAACGUAAGAGACACAUGAACAUCCACACUAGAGAGAAACUGUACACAUGUGAUCAAUGCUCCAAAACAUUUUUGUGGGCUUCAAACCUGAAGAAUCACCUGAGAGUUCAUACAAAGGAGAAGCCAUAUUCAUGUCAUUUGUGUGGAAAGAGUUUUUCACAUCUUCAUAAUUUGAAAGAACAUCAGAAAAUACAUACUGGUGUGAGAGAUUACAUGUGCUUUGAGUGUGAAAAGACUUUUACUUCAGCGAGCUGUUUAAAACAGCACCAGAGGAUUCACACUGGAGAGAAACCUUACAAGUGUGAUCAGUGCGGGAAGAGUUUUGCACAAAAAGGACAGCUUAAGGUACACAUGUACAUCCACACUGGAGAAAAACCGUACAAGUGUUCACACUGUGACAAGAGCUUCAUUCAGUCAGGAGCUCUGAAAAUACAUGAGAGGAUCCACACUGGAGAGAAACCGUAUUACUGCACUGCAUGUGAUAAGUGUUUCACUCAUUCAUCUGCUCUACACAGACAUACAAAAAACUAUCACAGCUAGUAGAUCAUCUUCAGAUCCAGCACUUUCAGGUCUAAUGCUGUGUCCUUGCCAAAUGUGACACAAUAAUGCAUCAAACAACAAAAUAUCAUCUGGAUAAAUCUGUCAUUACAAGUGACAUGACAAAGAAACAUUAUCUAAAGUUUUCACAGCAAAUAAAGUUCAUCUUCAUCUUCAAAACCAGCAGAUUCAACUGUGAGAUUCAGAUCAACUCAAAGAUGGAG